AUGAACAAGACAGCAACAAUAGCCUCCAAGGAGCUGGUGGUUCUGCUGGAAGAUGAAGUCUUUGUAGAUUUUUUCAACACAUUCCUGAAUCUCCCCGUCUUUGGCCAGACACCCAUUUACAUGGCCAACAUUUGCCAGUGGUUCCUGUGGCCAGAGUUACCAUGCUACCUGGUGCCAAAGUACAAAGGCUUAUUGACCUGGAUGGAAAAGUACCGGCUGCCGCACUUCUGUAAAACCAACUUGUGUCUUCAUUACAUUCUCUGUCAGGAGCUUCUCAGUUUCAUUAGAUCCAAGGAGGCAGCAGAGAUGCUGAAAUGGAAGAGUGCAGAUCAAUGGCUGCUCGAAAAGUGCAUUAGUGGUAGCAGGGGAAUGUGGCGCUUUCGUUCUUUCAUCCAAGGAAUGGCAGGGGAAGAGCUGACAAAGUUCUGGCUUGCUGCAGAAAGGAUCUUGGAGAUUGACGAGUCAGAUGUUGCCCAGCGAGAUCUCUACCUGUCUCUGCUCCAAAUGCUGAGGGCCACGCAUUUGCAGGAGGGCUCAACAGUGGUCACCCUCUGCAGCAUGACCAUUGAGUCGCUGUUGAAGAUCUCAGGCUGGCACCCUCAGUACAUCAGCACCAGGAGGGAGAUCCUGAGCGAGAUGCAGAAAGUAGCCCUGAUUAAGAUCCAAAGUUAUUGGCUCCCUAACUUCUUCAUUCAUUGCAAGCUGAACAUGGAGAAGGAGGAGGCCUGCCAGCCUCUGUUGUGGGAAUACCAAGAGCGUUUAUUACAGGUGGGCUCGAAGGAGAAGGCAGUGUCUUCUGCACGCACAAUGAACAUUAGGAACCGCCGGGCUAUGUCAGAGCCGUACUCCAGUAAAAAAGCCAAGAAGCAGAUCUGGGAUCUCAUAACUUGUGGAAGACAACCUCAAGAAACAGAGAAACACAGAAGACAUGGGCUGCAGCCUGAGGGGCAGCCAAGCUCAGACUGGAGUGCAACUAGUCUGACAGACACGAAGCAACUACCUCCAAAAGAGGAUGCCCUGGGAAAGACUUCUGUGUGGGCACAACAUCCAGAAAGGGCUGUUAAAGAUAUGGAAGAGGCCACUUCUUUCAAAACACCCAGCCCUAAUGCCCAGUUGCCUCUUCAACUGGAGGAGAUUGGCAAAAGGAGAAGCCUCUCUGAUCUACACACUUCUACACCCAUUGCCCAGCUGCCUUCACUGCUAGCCCUGAAAAAGAUAGUCAAAUCCUCUUCUUCUUUGGAUUUCCUUCCUUGGGCACUUAAUGCCGACAGCUGCGCUGGCCGUCCCUUCGGGAAGUUCUUGAAGAGCAAGAACUAUGCUGUGGAGAGUCAUCUUUUGGAUCUGUGGCACGAUCUGGAGGAUUUUCUGCACAUGGUGCUGAGCUCCAGGAAAGGAGGCAGCUUCCUCCUGCGCCAUUUGAUGGGUGAAAGGAUAUGUGAGAUCUACUUAACAGAAAGCAGCCCCCAGCACCUUCCCCUGAAGCCGAACAUUCUCAGGAACCUGCAAGAUCUUCUGCCUUCUGGAGAGGUCAUUCCUUGGAUAUUAAAAGCACAGGAAGAGAUUUGCAAGAUACUGAGCUUCUUCUAUGAUGACUUUCUUGCUGCUGAUGAUGAAACGUUUCUUCAUUUUGUGUCUCAGAGGAGCAAGGUCCAGAAGCCUAUGGGAGAAGAGGAGACUUAUGGAAAAGAUGAACACCUUCUGCUGGCCAAGAGGAUAAACGAAUCCCUGACUCUGAGCCAAGCCUUAUAUGGAGUGAGGGACUUUGAGACACUCUCAGAGGAGCACUGGAGAUUCAUAGCCACUCAGGAUCUUACAAAAGGGGGAUCGAUCCAGGUUGAACUGGAGCCUGUUGUGCGCAAGACAGACUACGGGAGCAUGAUGUUCGAGGAGCUGACCCUCAGGAAUCCUUCGAUGGCUGUAGAGCUGUUAAGUGAGGACUAUGAGCUUUUCUGCCACAUGUUUCCUUCCCUUGCGUUCGAUCUUGAAUACGAAGCGAGGAAGACUGUUCGCUCGAGCAAGACAAGUCUGUCCCUCGUGAGGAAGGGGAUCCUCACAUUAAGAAAGCCCUCUCUAAGACCCAGGUAUCUCAUGGAAGUGCUGCACAACCCUGUCCACCUGGAGUUUUUCAGGCAGUUCCUCAAACAACAUAAUGCCGAAGCCCCACUGCUCUUCUGGCAGGCGGUGGAGAAGCUCAGUGCCGAGUCCAGCCCCAAGGCUCAGAGGGCUUUGAUCAACAGUAUCCUCAAGAAUUUCUUCCACAACAAAGUGCCUGCUGAGGAACUGCUGCAGUGCCAAGCUUCCAUCAUCAGAGAUAUACCCAAGGCCAGCCUGGUCACCAGCUCCAUGCUGUUCAGAGCACAGAGCUUUGUCCUGAAAGCAAUGGAAGAGAAAUGGUUUAAGAUGUACCAAGACUUGUACCCUGGGAGCGAUAUUUUUGACACUCACUUUGUCAUGAGGCAGGGGAGGGGAUCCUUCAUAACGGACAAGCUGAAGAAAGUGUGGUUCGUGCUCCGGGCUUUCAUCAGGAGCAUCUGCAAGUUCCGGAGGGAGAUGAACAAUUGGAAAUCCCGCAAAGACUUUGAGGACUUUCUCCGGAGAGAGCUCUUUAAUCAAAAAGAAAACUUGCCCAUUAGCUCCAUGCGCAGUAACAUUGCCAUGUCUAGCCCCCGCCAGUCCAUGCCAGCUGCCAACAUGGGAGAUGUGGAGGUGAUACAGGUGAAGCGCCGGCUCUUUAACCAGCGGCACAUUUCCAUCAACUUCCUGGUCAACGACCUCAGUUUUUACCUGGAGAUUGAGAAGUUUUGUCACCUGGCUGAUUCGGCCGCAGUGCUUGCAGCCUGCGGGAUGUACACAGAGAGGGAUGUCGCUUUUCUUAAGACCAAAGUGGCCACGAUCACCAAACUCUUCCUGAACUCCGAAGUCCCUCCUAAACUGCGGGUGAACAUUUCUGAAGGCCAGAAAGAUUUAAUCCGGAAUUUAACUUCCAGAGGGGUCCUGGAUCGCAGCCUUUAUCAUGUGGCCUUGCUCAAUGUCUUCCCAGUUCUGAUACACUUCUGGAAAAGAUACUGUAACUGGAAGGCAAUGAAGUCCUUCCGCAGGUACCCGAAGAUAAAAAAAUAUCUCUCUCCACUCCCUGCUAAGACAUCACCUAGGACAUCCAGUAUCUUCAGGGGGGAGGACCAUCCGAUCAUUAGGUUCACGCUGCUCAAGGGGAUCCAGCUGCUGCUACCUCAGCCUCAGGAGGAAGUGGAUUCUUCUAUAGAGCAAAAGUCAUCAUCUGGAAGCCUCAACUGGAAAAAGCCCCCAUCUGGCAUCUGUGUGACCCAACAGAUCGGGCAACAGCUUCAAGAUGCUUCUAAAAAGCCAUCCUAAUCCAUCCCCGCUUUCACUGUUUGAGUGAGAGCAACUGUCCCUCUCCACCCGGAGGCUGGCUCUGAAGGCACGGCAGUGCUGCAGGUCAGGACUAAGGUGCACUAUCAGGGCCGUGGUGGGAGGUCUGGACUAGAAUAUCAGGGGUUAUGCCAGGUCAGGCAUUAGGUGCUUUGGCAGACCUAUGGGUUGCACAACACCUGUCCUCAUAGUCCUUGGCUGUGGACAAUGAUGGCAUCUUCUGCCUUCAAUAAUGUUCUUUAAUCACUGGCCCCUUCCCCCAUAAAGAAAUAAGUAGAAGCAAAAGAAAGAAAGAAAGGUCACCGGGAGGUAGGUAGCUAGGCCUAGGCACUAGGACAGGCAGUGCCUGCUCACCCCUCCACUUGAUGGACAAUAGCAGAGAGCA
Messenger RNA from Dermochelys coriacea (leatherback sea turtle), 3775 nucleotides. RefSeq names its product regulator of G protein signaling like 1 (gene RGSL1). The record is from RefSeq and is a predicted model, not a curated record. The transcript is spliced from 22 exons. The coding region runs from base 1 to 3372 and encodes 1123 amino acids. NCBI's taxonomy places the organism in Eukaryota, Metazoa, Chordata, Testudines, Dermochelyidae.